Molecule: messenger RNA, 1473 nt
Organism: Colletotrichum abscissum
Lineage: Eukaryota; Fungi; Ascomycota; Sordariomycetes; Glomerellales; Glomerellaceae
Exons: 3
Coding region: 1-1473 (490 amino acids)
Biological process (GO): cellular response to glucose starvation; regulation of mitotic metaphase/anaphase transition
Molecular function (GO): protein serine/threonine phosphatase inhibitor activity
Source: RefSeq, a predicted model, not a curated record
AUGGACGCAACACCGACGUCCGGGGCACACAAUGACGAAGCCAUCAUAACCUCACCUCCUGCUGUCCCUCAGCGAACUCCCUCCCAGACGAGCCUGCACAAGACCACCCACGUCCACACCCAUCGUCAGAGCUUCGCCGAAAAUCUGAGAAAUGCGCCUGGCUCGCCUCGCGCCCAGCGACAUCCCUCUUUCACCCAAGCUGCUGUACAGGAUCUCCUCAACCAUCCACCUGCCGCCAACAAGCACUCGAACCCGCGCUUUGCAGGCCGCGACUGGCGCGAUAUCUCGGUCAACGAGCUCGUUGCCCAAGAUGACUUCAGAUGGGUUACUCUGGACACCAGUGUUGAGGAGGCCUCGAUGACUCUUGUCAAACACAGCCCGUCCAACGUCGUUCUGAUCCGAGAAGAUGCAUCGUCCAAAACUGCUGUUUCAACAUUUGACUACAAUGACCUAAACACAUAUCUUCUUGUAGUUGUAGGACUCGCCAGGCCCGACGAGGAGCAGGUACCCCUGUACGACGAAAUCGUGAACAAGGCCCAGACAGGAGCCCGUAUAGCCCUACGAGAUAUCCAGCCGCUUUGCCGCAAGGAGUCACUCAUCACCUUGCCCUUUGAUGAGACACUGGAACGGGCCAUCGAAGUGUUUGGCAGCGGCAUCCACCGCGUUCUGGUCACAAACCCCUCGGGCGACGUAAUUGGAAUCCUCACUCAGCUCAAGGUCAUUGAGUUCUUCUGGAACGAAGGCAUCAAUUUUCCCGCCAUCGACAGAUUAUACCCUGUCCUGUUGCGCGAUCUUGGCAUCGGCACGCAGCAAAUCGUCUCCGUCAACUCCGACAGCAUUCUAGGAGACGCCCUGGCGCUUAUGAACGCCGAGGGUCUGACGAGUGUGGCUGUUAUUGACAAUGGCCACAAUGUUGUUGGAAACAUCUCAACCGUAGACGUCAAGCAUCUGACGAAUGCCGCCGACGCGCCAUUGCUCAAGCAAUCCUGCAUGCACUUCAUCUCUGUCAUCCUAGGCGAGCGCGGCGUCGAGCAUGGCCGCGACUCUUUCCCGGUCUUUUACGUGAACCCGUACUCGACGCUGGCGCACACUGUAGCAAAGCUGGUGGCCACCCAGUCUCAUCGCAUGUGGGUUGUUGAAUCGGCGUCUCCGUCUCCGUCCGCACCGGCUACUCCCUUGUUGGCGCCCACAACGUCGUCAGUGCUGGUGCCGGGCAUUGGUUCCGCACCUCAGUCGCCUCUCCCGACUCAGGUUUCGCACGUUGUACCUGCCGCGGCCAUGCCAGGCGCCCAUCUUUCCGGCCGUCUGACCGGUGUCAUCUCGUUGACCGACAUCUUGAACAUGUUUGCAAAGUCGUCGGGACUGCGGCCGUCGGACCCGGGCGAGCAACGAGCGCGCCGUCGCAGGAGCUCCAGCAGCUCCAUGCGGCCAAGUCUCGACUCGUCGAGACCGAGCCUUGACUCACGUCGAUGA